AUGAAGGAUACUCCAAGUACCUCUGCAGAGGGUCAUGUCCUGUCAUGGGAGCCCAAAUGCAAUGUGUUCUGCAUCCGUCCAACAUCAUUUGAUUUGUUUAUUUGUUUAUCUGUUUUAUCACUGUUUUUAGCAACACUUGUCGCAACUGACUAUCCAGUCGUAAGCUUUAAUGCGCUUGUAUGUAGCAGCGCUGCUGGUGUAGCUGUUCUACUGACCCUUGCUGUGGUUUUGAGGCGUCAUGCAGCAAAGAGGAAGAAGCGCUGCAAAACGCCUGUUGAUUCAACUCUAAGCAGAAACACAGACACAGAAACUACUAGAGAGAGAAACAGGCCUGAGAUCGACCCAGUGUACGAGGGUCUGGGCCUGAAGCAGUACGAGUCUGAAGCAGAGUAUGGGAAUCUGGAAGCAGUGUCCCCUGGGAAAGUCUUGCAGGCGGAAGGGGGGCUGGCACAUGGGAAGGGUGACGAAAAUGAGUAUGAAUCUAUGAGGGACACUCUGAGCAGGGCUGGGAAGUAUGCAGAAAAUGAGUAUGAAUCUAUGAGGGACACUCUGAGCAGGGCUGGGAAGUAUGCAGAAAAUGAGUAUGAAUCUAUGAGGGACACUCUGAGCAGGGCUGGGAAGUAUGCAGAAAAUGAGUAUGAAUCUAUGAGGGACACUCUGAGCAGGGCUGGGAAGUAUGCAGAAAAUGAGUAUGAAUCUAUGAGGGACACUCUGAGCAGGGCUGGGAAGGAUGCAGAAAAUGAGUAUGAAUCUAUGAGGGACACUCUGAGCAGGGCUGGGAAGUAUGAAGGAAAUGAGUAUGAAUCUAUGAGCAGGGCUGGAAGGGCUCCGCAGUAAUGUGUGUGUG
Messenger RNA from Clupea harengus (Atlantic herring), 847 nucleotides. Its product is annotated as suprabasin-like. NCBI's taxonomy places the organism in Eukaryota, Metazoa, Chordata, Actinopteri, Clupeiformes, Clupeidae. The transcript is spliced from 5 exons. The coding region runs from base 1 to 837 and encodes 278 amino acids. The record is from RefSeq and is a predicted model, not a curated record.